Molecule: messenger RNA, 2457 nt
Organism: Agelaius phoeniceus (red-winged blackbird)
Lineage: Eukaryota; Metazoa; Chordata; Aves; Passeriformes; Icteridae
Gene: TCF7
Product: transcription factor 7
Biological process (GO): canonical Wnt signaling pathway; regulation of transcription by RNA polymerase II
Cellular component (GO): chromatin; beta-catenin-TCF complex
Molecular function (GO): DNA-binding transcription factor activity, RNA polymerase II-specific; RNA polymerase II cis-regulatory region sequence-specific DNA binding
Source: RefSeq, a predicted model, not a curated record
AUGCCGCAGCUGGGCAGCGGCGGCGGGGACGACCUGGGCGCCACGGACGAGAUGCUGGCCUUCAAGGACGAGGGCGAGCAGGAGGAGAAGAUCCCCGAGAACGCCUUCACCGAGCGCGACCUGGCCGACCUCAAGUCCUCGCUGGUGAACGAGUCGGAAGGCAGCGGCAGCCCGGCCGCCGCCGCCGCCGAUGCCGAGGCCCUCCGGCGAGUGCAGGAUCCGCAGAGGGUGUACCAGGAGAAGCUCCCGGACCACAUGGAUGAUGGUAUGAAACAUCAGGACCCAGGGAUGUAUAAAGGAUCUGCCUAUUCUGGUUACCCUUUUCUGAUGCUCUCAGAUCCGUAUCUGCCCAAUGGAUCUAUGUCACCUCUGUCCAACAAAGUUCCCGUGGUGCAGCCGUCGCACGGAGUGCACCCGCUCACCCCGCUCAUCCCCUACAGCAACGAGCACUUCAGCCACGGCUCCCACUCCCCCCACCUGCCUGCUGACAUCAACCAGAAACAAGGAGUGCACCGUCCUUCCCAGACCUCAGACAUCCCUGGUUUCUACCCCCUGCCCCCCGGAGGAGUGGGGCAGAUCACGCCGUCGAUGGGAUGGCAGAGCCAGUCUGUCUAUCCGCUCCCGUCAUGUGGAUUUAGACAGCCGUACUCGUCAGCGCUUUCUGCUGGGGCUUCUUUCUCCAGGUUCACUCACCCUCUCAUGCUGGGCUCUGGCAUGCACACCACCGGCAUCCCACACCCCGCCAUUGUGCCCCACUCCGGCAAGCAAGAGAUGGAGCACUACGACCGAAACAUGAAACCUCAGCCAGAACCAAAGAGAGAGAAGGAAGCCAAGAAGCCCACUAUUAAGAAGCCCCUGAACGCUUUCAUGUUGUAUAUGAAAGAAAUGCGGGCAAAAGUCAUCGCUGAGUGCACCCUGAAGGAGAGUGCUGCCAUCAACCAGAUCUUGGGCAGGAGGUGGCACGCGCUGUCCCGGGAGGAACAGGCCAAGUACUACGAACUGGCUCGCAAGGAACGGCAGCUCCACAUGCAGCUCUACCCCGGCUGGUCUGCCAGAGACAACUACGGGAAGAAGAAGAGACGAACACGGGAAAAGCAGCAAGAUUCCAGCUCAGAUCCUGCCUCUCCUAAGAAAUGCAGAGCUCGCUUUGGCCUCAACCAACAAACGGACUGGUGCGGCCCGUGCAGGAGGAAAAAGAAGUGCAUUCGGUACCUACAAGGAGAAGGACGCUGUGCCAGCCCAGUUUCUUCCGAUGGAAGUGCUAUAGACUCCCCUCCAUCCCCACCGGACGCACUCCGAUGCAUCCCCUCCGCCUUCCCGUCAGAGCAGCUCGCAGCCCCCGCCGACCCCGCGCACCGCGACCAGCCCGACCCCUGCCCCGUGUCCGCGCAGCUCCCGCCCGCCUCCGGCCCCUCCAGACCCGGCGCUCCCCGGCGCUCCUCGGCGCCCCCCGCCUACAGCCGCGCCUCCUCGGGGACAUAGUCCCUGCCAGCCGCUGGCCACGCCGGGCACUGCGCUCGCCCGCCUGGUUCCGCUGCCCCCGGACGAGGACCAGAGGCACAGCCAAAUCCCCAUCUCACUGUAAAACAUGCAAAGUUUGGCGACAGGAUGACUUAAGGAUAAUGGAAAACUCACUUGGUUGGGGUUUUUUUUGGAGGGGAGGGGUGAUAAAGAUAGAAAAGCAAUUUCAAAAAAAAAAGGUAAAAAAUAAGUACUUGCCAAAAGUUAAAGUGCUGAUGAGUAAACAAGCCUUUUGUCCCUGCCCUGUGAUGCUUUUUUUUGUUUGUUUGGGGUUUUGUUUUGGUUUCUUUUUUACUGCAUUAUCUCCAAGUGUGGCAGAGAGCAAAGCCACAUCCCCAGCUUGCUGCUGUAGGUGGUAGGUGCUGUCAGUCUAACCCUGGCUUCCACUCCCUGCCCUCCGAGCUGCUUCAAAGUGUAGUCACUCACAGAUGUCCCAUAGCCCUUACACCAAGGAGCUGGAAAAGCUGGAAUAGAAGAAUUUUUUAAAAGCCCCUGUGUCUGAAAAGGAAACAAACCAAUACCAGCAUUCUGAUCUGACCAGGUAAAAGAGAAAUUAAAUACUUAAAGAGGUGAAUUUUUUGAACUUCUUGUUCGAGAACAGGAAGAUGUUGUUUGCAGGUAACAGGGAUAAAUGUCCCAUUCCAUGGUUGUACAGCAAGGCAGAGGAAAAGGGAGCACCAGCCAGGCACAGGAGCACAGACCUGCUGCUGGAAAGGCUGACGGUCGCUCAGGGCAUCGGGCAGGUGCAGGGUCUGCCCUGCUGUAGGGAAUUGUCCUCUGCAGAUGUGGACGGUCAGAAAUCCCACCAGACAGACUGGCCAAAGCCUCAGAAAUCACUCUGUUGCUUUUGUAGGCUCUGAUCGAGCUCUGCACCUCCACAGCAGUGAGCAGGGCAGGGCAUGUGGGGAGCCAACAGCCCCGGCAGGCUGGCCCAGG